AUGCCACGCCAAGCCACGCCACGCCACGCCACGCCACACCAACUGCCACGCCACACCAACUGCCACGCCACGCCAAGCCACGCCACGCCACGCCACACCAAGCCACGCCACACCAACCGCCACGCCACACCAAGCCACGCCACGCCACACCAACCGCCACGCCACACCAACCGCCACGCCACACCAAGCCACGCCACGCCACACCAACCGCCACGCCACACCAACCGCCACGCCACACCAAGCCACGCCACACCACACCAACCGCCACACCACGCCAAGCCACGCCAAGCCACCACGCCACGCCACCACCAAGCCACACCACGCCACGCCAAGCCAAGCCACGCCAAGCCACGCCACGCCAAACCACGCCACACCAACCGCCACGCCACACCAACCGCCACACCAUGCCACGCCAAGCCACGCUACGCCAAGCCACACCAAGCCACGCCACACGCCAAGCCACGCCAAGCCACGCCACACCAAGCCACGCAACACCACGCCACACCAACCGCCACGCCACGCCAAGCCAAGCCACGCCAAGCCACGCCACACCAACCGCCACGCCACACCAACCGCAACGCCAAACCACACCAACCGCCAUGCCACACCAUCCGCCACGCCCAAGCCAAGCCACGCCACGCCAUGCCACACCAACCGGCACGCCACACCACACCACACCAACUGCCACACCACACCAGGCCACGCCACACCAACCGCCACACCACGCCACACCAUGCCACGCCACACCACACCAACCGCCACACCACACCACGCCACGCCACACCAACUGCCACACCACACCACGCCACGCCACACCACGCCACGCCACACCAACCGCCACGCCACACCACACCAACCGCCACACCACGCCACGCCACACCAAGCCACGCCACGCCACACCAACCGCCACACCACACCAACCACCACACCACGCCAUGCCACGCCACACCAACCGCCACGCCACGCCACACCAAGCCACGCCACACCAAGCCACGCCACGCCACACCAACCGCCACACCACACCAACCACCACACCACGCCAUGCCACGCCACACCAACCGCCACGCCACGCCACACCAACCGCCACGCCACGCCACACCAACCGUCACGCCACGCCACGCCACACCACACCACGCCAACCAAAAAGAAAACAAUAAACACAUAUGCAUGUUGCCGCCACUCCCUGAUACAUCCUGUGCCACCCCCCUCCCCCCGCCACCUGCCCAGCAUGUGUCCCUGUUAGACAGAUCCCUCCUAUUGUCUACUGCCUCUAAACCAGGGCUCAGUUACCAUUCAACCAAAAGAUUAGAAUAUACUGCAACAUCACAUUAUUUAUGCGUCAACGACGAAGGGGUUUAA
Messenger RNA from Oncorhynchus tshawytscha (Chinook salmon), 1359 nucleotides. RefSeq names its product early nodulin-75-like. The transcript has a single exon. Bases 1 to 1359 code for a protein of 452 amino acids. The record is from RefSeq and is a predicted model, not a curated record. Lineage: Eukaryota; Metazoa; Chordata; Actinopteri; Salmoniformes; Salmonidae.